UUGGUAGGGUGUUUAGAUGCAACCAGUGCAGUGUCGGAGAAAGACAGGUCAGAGUGACAAUGAAGGAACUUCUCUCUAUUCAGUUGCUUUGGCUUCUCCUUUCUUUUCACUCCACCAUAGGUGCUGAUGUACUGAGACUGGUGGAUGGAGGCAGCCCCUGUGCUGGGAGAGUGGAGGUUAAGCACCAGGAUCAGUGGGGAAUGGUGUGUGAUGAUGAUGAAACAGAGCGGCAGUAUCAUUCAGUCAUUUGUAAACAGCUGGGAUGUGGAUCUGCUGUUGCCACGUCUGAAGCUUUAAUUUUUGGAGAACAUUCUGGACUGACAUGGCUCACAGAAGUUAUUUGUCAUGGUAACGAGUCAGCUCUCUGGGACUGCAAACAUGGAGGAUGGGAAUUGAAAUCUUGCCCUUAUCCUGCUGGAGUGCUCUGUUCCGGCCAUAUUAAGUCCCGGCUGAUUGGAGGGGAGAGUAUCUGCUCAGGACGUGUUGAGAUAGAACAUGGAGAAACAUGGGUUACAGUCUGUGACGCUGACUUCAGUCUCAAAGCUGCCAGUGUUAUCUGUAGAGCUACUGAGGAGCUGAGGCUGGUGGAUGGAGGCAGCCCCUGUGCUGGGAAAGUGGAGGUUAAACACCAGGAUCGGUGGGGGAUGGUGUGUGAUGGUGUCUGGGAAAUGGAAGAUGCUGAAGUUGUUUGGCACACAGGGUUCCGGCUGGUGAUCGGCAGCACAGAGUGCUCAGGGAGAGUGGAGAUCCAGGUGCAUGAAUAG
Molecule: messenger RNA, 764 nt
Organism: Mauremys mutica (yellowpond turtle)
Lineage: Eukaryota; Metazoa; Chordata; Testudines; Geoemydidae
Product: scavenger receptor cysteine-rich type 1 protein M130-like
Exons: 6
Coding region: 60-764 (234 amino acids)
Cellular component (GO): membrane
Source: RefSeq, a predicted model, not a curated record